Messenger RNA from Sorghum bicolor (sorghum), 1734 nucleotides. RefSeq lists its product as uncharacterized. The record is from RefSeq and is a predicted model, not a curated record. The transcript is spliced from 3 exons. Lineage: Eukaryota; Viridiplantae; Streptophyta; Magnoliopsida; Poales; Poaceae. The coding region runs from base 58 to 1734 and encodes 558 amino acids.
CCAACCGCAGUUGCAGCCGCGCCCCUCCUUCCUCGAUCCAAUCAAACCCUAGCGAUCAUGCCCCCUCCAUGGGUCUUGCUCGAUAGCUGCGUGUACUUCGUCGACGGGGAAGAAUUCGCCGGAGGCGCGAGCAACGCAGCAGCCGCAAUCGGCAAAUCGAGUGGGAAGUUGAGUCUGGAAGAGUUAACAGCUGCCCUGAAACCAGACCCGGCCGUCGCCGAUCCCCCUGAAGUAACCUCCUUGUCCAUGGUGCGGCAUCUGCCCAAAGACCUGAUGCAAGGGAUGAAGAGUGGUACAGUCUCGAGCACCGACAAGGGCCUCGUCGUGAUCUACACCGGCCACACUCGUUCCGGACGCUACCUGGUCUACGACGCGUCGAGCAGCUCCCUCUCUGCUAUUCCGCAGCUUGAUCCACCCAUCCGUCUACCCGGUCUAUCCAUCAUCAAAUGCCUGGGUACCAGCGCAGCCAUCCUGCGGCUGCGCCACGGCGUCGACGCAGCCUACGUUCUCGCCGAGAUCGUCACCGCGUUCGGCCCGGGGCUCCCCAACGCCGACCUCUACCUGUGGUGGUCGUCGUCCACAGCCAAACAGUGGAUGAGGACGUCGGUGCGUCUCCCUCUCCCCGCCGAGCUGUGUGGGCCCACGUCCUUCUUCCACAUCGACAUGGCGUUCGCGUUUGGGGAUUCCUGCGUCUGCUGGGCUGAUCUCGCAGCAGGCGUCUUGAUCUGUGACCUGUUCGCGCCUCAAGAUCCCAAGUUCAGCUUCGUUCCAUUGCCCCAGGAGUGCUGCUCGUACACCCCCGAGAAAGUCCGGCUUGCGCUCGAGACAAAAGAGUUCCGCUCCAUGGGCUGUGUUUGCGGCGACAUCAAGUUCGUGGCAUUUGUUGGCUACGGUGAAGGUGUUCCAAAAGAAGAGGUAGUGCUGAAAACCUGGACGCUGUCGCCUGAUUUCAAGGAGUGGAAGGAAGGCCCCGGUGUGCUUGUGGGUGAUCUCUGGGAGAGCGAGAGUUUUCGCGAGAUGGAGCUUCCUCGCGGACAGCCAAUGAACCCUGUGCUCAGCAUGAACGAAGAUGGGAUCAUCUACAUUUCUCUGAGCGAUAUCGAGUUUGUUGAGGCCCGUGAUUUCCUUGGGCAGUGUACUGGGAGCCAUCUGGUGCUCAAUGGCCAUUAUGUGCUUCGCCUUGACUUGCUGCAAAACAAGGUUCUGUACUCAAAAAAGAGUGCUACAAACAGUUUGUCAUUGCUUAGGCCCAUAGCCCUUGCCAGCCACUACUGGAAUCUGGGACAUUGCCGAGUGCCUCAUAUUUUGCUGAGUGCUGUUUCUCGGGGCACUCGCUGCGCCGCCGCCGCCGUCCCGCGCCCCAGUGCCGCCCCUCUCUGCCGCCGUCCGCCGUCGUCCUGCUCGCCCCUCCCCGCGCCGCCCAACUCGCCGCGCCCCCGGGGAUCCGUCGCAAGCGAGCUCUGUCGAGGGGCUCCGUUGCCGCCCGAACUCGCCGCGCCCCUGGGGCUCCCCGCGUCGCCUGCUGUCGGACUGGGUGUGGAGCGGUCGGAGAUCAGGCCCGGCGUCCACAUCUACACCUGGCGGGCCGUUUACGCCUACUCCCACCACGGUACGCUCCUCGAUCCCCACCCACAAGGUUUCCUGUUCUCGAGUUCUAGUAGCGAAUUGCCGCCGCCGAUGGUUUUGGAACCCUCCCCGUACAGGGGAGGUUCUGCCGAAAUUUACAACUUAUAG